UGUCUUUAUCAAGCACACAGGAGACAAAACGUUUCAAUGCUCGGACUGUGGGAAGAGCUGUGAAACAAAAAGCCAGUUGCUUGCACAUAUGAAGAUGCACACAGGGGGAAACCCACUUAGAUGCACCAUCUGUGCAAAGAGCUUCUCUCAGAACGGAGACCUCUCUAUUAAUGAGAGAAUCCACACAGAAGACAAAAGGUUUGUGUGCUCAGGAUGCAGUAAAUCCUGCCCCAACAACACUGAACGUGGAUGUCCCCAACCCCAGAUAGAGGAGGAACCAUAUAAAUGUUUAGACUGUGGGAGAUCCUUCACUUUGAACUCUGACUUUCGUAAGCAUCACAGAACCCACACGGGAGGGAAACCACAUAAAUGCCCAGACUGUGGCAAGACUUUUGAUAAGAAAUUUAAGCUAGUGACGCAUGUGAGAAUCCAUACUGGGGAGAAACCUUUUAAGUGUUUGGACUGUGGGAAAAGCUUUGCUCAGAAGGGAAACCUUGUGGUUCAUGAGAGGAGCCAUACUGGGGAGAAACCAUACAAGUGCUUGGAUUGCGAGAAGUCCUUCAGUGUGAAUGCAGACCUUAUUAGACAUCACAGAAUACACACAGGGGAAAAGCCAUUCAAAUGCCCAGAGUGUGGGAAAUUCUUCAGGACACACUCUGAAAUGUUCAGACAUCAGAGAACUCACCCAGGAAACAAACCAUACGACUGCUGGGACUGUGGCAAAACCUUCAGUCAGGAAGCCCACCUCGUGGCACACCUGAGAAUCCACACUGGGGAGAAGCCCUACAAAUGCCCAGACUGUCGGCAAAGCUUUGCCCAGAAAGGGAACCUUAUUCUUCAUCAGAAGACCCACAUGGAAGAGAAGCCGUAUAAAUGCUUGGACUGUGGGAAAUCCUUCCGUGCAAAAUCUAAGCUCAUAGAGCAUCAGAGGCUUCACACCGGGGAGAUGCCCUAUGAUUGCUCAGACUGUGGCAAAAGCUUCAGCCGGAAAGGGAGCCUCCUUGCCCACAUGCACUUCCAUUCCGGGAAGAAGCCGUAUGAAUGCUCCAUUUGUGGGAAAUCCUUCAUUAUGAACUCCGAUCUCCUUAGACAUCAGAGAACUCACACCGGAGAGAAACCGUACAAGUGCUCAGAUUGCGAUAAAAGCUUUAGUCGGAAAGACGGCCUGCUCAAACACCUGGUAAUCCAUUCUGGGACAGAACUGCACAUUCAGGAAAAGCCAUACGAAUGCUUGCACUGCGGCAGGAGUUACAAUUACAAACAGAACCUCAUUGUGCAUAGGAGAACUCACACUGGAGAAAAGAGAUUUAAAUGCACAGACUGCGGUAAAACCUUCAACACAAACUCUGAACUUACCAAACAUCGGAGAAUGCACACGGGGGAGAAGCCGUACAAGUGCUCCGAUUGCGGGAAAAGCUUUGCCCAGAGGGGAGGCCUGGUUGCCCACAAGAGGACCCACACGGGAGAGAAGCCGUACAAAUGCACCAUUUGUGGGAAAUGUUUUAGUCUGAGCUCUUGCCUGAUUAGACACCAGCAAAUCCACACGGGGGAGAAACCCUAUCAGUGCCCAGACUGCGGACAGUGCUUUACUCACAAAAGGAACCUUGUCAAACACGCUGGAAGCCACCAAGAAGAAAAACCAUAUAACAGCUCAGACUGUGGGAAAAGUUUUGGGAUAAGUUAUCACCUCAUUCAGCACCAGCAAAUCCACUCAGGGGAGAAACCAUAUACAGUGGUACCUCGGGUUAAG
This is a messenger RNA of Lacerta agilis (Sand lizard), 1750 nucleotides long. Its product is annotated as zinc finger protein OZF-like. The record is from RefSeq and is a predicted model, not a curated record. Lineage: Eukaryota; Metazoa; Chordata; Lepidosauria; Squamata; Lacertidae. Gene Ontology annotation, biological process: regulation of transcription by RNA polymerase II. The transcript has a single exon. Gene Ontology annotation, molecular function: RNA polymerase II cis-regulatory region sequence-specific DNA binding; DNA-binding transcription factor activity, RNA polymerase II-specific. The annotation marks the transcript as partial.